Molecule: messenger RNA, 1491 nt
Organism: Peniophora sp. CBMAI 1063
Lineage: Eukaryota; Fungi; Basidiomycota; Agaricomycetes; Russulales; Peniophoraceae
Source: the annotation of a GenBank genome assembly
AUGCGAUCACCUGACGAACGCGCGAAGUUCGAGCGCGAGUCGCGCCCAACCUUGCCUCACGCCCUCAUCGCGCCACACACCACCCGCCAGUCUGCCGCCGAAUCCACUCUUCCCCGUCACCAACUAAUUCUUGUCUAUGCAUUGAUGGAGAAAGAUGACGCUUUCUGGUUCCCGGACUUAUCUGAUGCCGAGAUCAUGGACGCCCUUGACGCUUGGGGUAUCAGGGUCACGCCGAAGCUACUCGCGAAACCUACGGAGGACUUCACUAAACUUGUAUAUGGAAAAUGUCUAGAGAUGGUCUUUGGAAUAACGUCAGAGAUGUUGGAGGAGGCUGCGGAUACUUCGCUCAUUGGAAUCCAUUCGGAGAACAUGGACUCAUGUAGGGCAGGAGCUGUCAUGAAUUUUAUUGUAUAUCACAUGGCUCGCUUUGCCUCCGCGGCCAAAAUCGCAGACUUCAGUGCGAAAGACGUCGUGGUACCGGACACGAAGCGAACACGGAAUAUCAUAUCUGCAUUUGUUAACUUCGUCAACUUCUACGAGCAGAAUGCCCCCAUUGCGACGGAGUUACAAGAGCGAAGCGGCCAGUUCGUACAAGAGCGUGACCGAAUCAUAUCGGAGGGUGACCGCAUAAGGAGUGAACUGGCAAGCAUAGAGGCGAGAAGAGCACAGGACGAGCCCCAAAUGGAGGUGCUUCGCAUAGAGAAUCAAACUCUCACGGCCAACGUGAAGGUACAACAAGGGUACUUCGACCGUUCACAGGCCGACAUGGACAAGCUCAAAGCGGAGAAGGCCUUGCAUGUCCAAGAGAAGGAGAGCUUGUAUCAGGAUAUGUCACUGGUAUCAGACGCUCUUUCUCGCAUGCGCGCUCGAGUAGUCAAAUCACCAGAGCGCAUCAAGCGUAACAUCGGUCUCAUGGGUAACUCCCAAGCCGAAGAGAGGCGCACACUGGGCAGUAUGGAGGACAAGAUUCGAGAUCUCCAGGCCAAGGCGAAUGCACUCUUGUCCAUCGAGAAGGAUAUUCGAGAUUGCGUAGAGCAGGUUCUCGUGGUUCGCAAGGACAUCCAGACACUUGAUCGCAAUGUGCACGAUCUCGACGAGACCAAAAUGGCGCUCGACGCUCGUCGCAAUGCGCGUACGGAACUUGAGCUUCGGCAAGAGCGCGCUCAACGGCAAUUCGAGUAUGCGGUUGCCAGUCUCGAGAAGGUGCAACGCGACAUCCAGGAACACCGAUCCUCCGGCCAACAACAGAUCGAGCGCCUGCAACGGGAAUACGAGCAAAUGGCCGCUGCUCGUCAUGAGAACGACAAGGAGGUUGACGAGCUCCGACAGAAGGCCGAAGCUGUCGAGAUGAGGGCGGCGGAACAUCUCAAGCAGAGCAACGUGACGUUCAAUCGCCUUCUUGCCGCAUAUAGACAAGUCCGGGCCCAGAACGAGGUAUACAUGGAGACGCUAUCAAACAAGCUGGGGAUCAAGAAGUCGUCGAGAAGAUGA